Molecule: messenger RNA, 3174 nt
Organism: Tribolium castaneum (red flour beetle)
Lineage: Eukaryota; Metazoa; Arthropoda; Insecta; Coleoptera; Tenebrionidae
Exons: 4
Coding region: 136-1026 (296 amino acids)
Cellular component (GO): membrane
Molecular function (GO): signaling receptor activity
Source: RefSeq, a predicted model, not a curated record
GCCUAGCAACGCAAAAUCGCUUUGCGCGAUCAGCAGAUCGAGCGCGUGUCAUUCACGAUGUCGCGGUGAUAGUGAAAGCACGGUGAUGGUGCCGCUGAAAGCUGAAGAAGUGAAAACGGCACUCUGAAAAAAAUCAUGUCUGAAACGGAGAUGAGGCGGCGUCGCUCGCAGGACGCCGACGUCGCCACGUCCUCCACCAAGACUUGGGACCGACAGAAAACCACCCUGCUGGCAUGGAGGGACAUGCCGAAGCAUCUCCAGUUCAACCCCUACAUCCACACGGGGUACAGGCCGAUGCUGACGGUGUGGGGCUGCGUUAACAGUCUCUGCUAUCUGCACAACGAGACUGUCAACAUUGUCACGCACGCAAUUCCAAUACUUUACAUCCUCUUCACCGUGCCUGCUUUGCUUCCAUGGUCCCAAGUCGAGCUCCGUUUCCUCUCAUGGUGUCAUUUCUUGGGUAUAUUGUGUCCAUGGGUCGGAAGUUUCGUUUAUCAUCUUUUUAUGAAUUUAAAUCGAAGCGAAAAUUUUUAUCAUCGUCUGCUCCAAUUGGACAUGUUAGGAAUUUGGAUCAGUCAGAGUUUCGGUGCCAUGCCAAUGGUGAUCGCGACGACGUACUGCCUGCCCCGCCUCCUGCGCUGGUUCACCAUCGUCGCCUAUUGCGCGCUGAGCCUGUGGGGCUUGUACAAAGCGAUGAUCGCAUGGUCGCCAUGGGAGCGCCGUCUUUGCUUCCUUCUGCCUUUCGUGAUGCGCCUCCUGCUCUGGUGUCUGCGCGUCACCAGCUACGGGGGCGGCGACCCGGCCGCCUUCCAGCACGUCAUCCUCCAGGACCUGGUGUCCAUCUUCGGGGCGGCCAUCGGCGCCCUCCAUAUUCCAGAGAAAUGGUUUCCUGGAGCCGUGGAUUUCUACAUGAACUCGCAUAAUAUCAUGCAUGUGUUGGUCGUGGCUGCGGUUUAUUCCAUGCAUGUGGCGACAAUGCGUGACCUUGCCUGGAUGUCACGGGUGAAAUGUAGCGCCGCCCUCUGAUGCGCAGCCACGCCCAUUGACAGCAAAAUGGGAUAAUCAGGUUAAAUAAUAUCUUCGCUUGUUUCUUGCGCACAAAGUGGUUCUUCCGGACACGCGUUUUAACUUUUCCAGAAAAUUUAUUACAGUUGUGAUAGAGUAGAUGAGGUUAGAGUUUUGUUUUAAACUAGCUGUAGGGUUUCCAGUGAUGAAAAUAUAUCUUACUGUAGUGGGUUUAUCAGGCUUUUUUCAACAAAGGGGGGUUGUACCGGCUUAGAAAUUACAAUAAGAUACGGCCUGUGGACGUGUAUUUUCCCACUUCUAAACAAGUUAAUAACAAAAUAGUUUUUAUUUUUGUCUCAGAAAUUAACACGUAAAUAUAUUUAUUUUAAUUUUUUUCUUUUGGGUUUGGCACUGCCUUAUUGGCCAAGAAUUUUUUUAGUAGUAAGUUGUACACUUCCGCAGUAACCUUCGUGCAAUAACUCUGUGCUUCCUUAUUUUUAAAUAACGUUGGCAAUACUGGUACAACUCAGCCAGUCCGUACACCAAUCUUAUUAGAAACGUAUUUUAUACAAAAUGUUCAAAGUUCGCAUUAUACAGGAACCGGCAACUUUUCAACACACAGGCUUGUCUUUAUAGAGUGAUUUUUUUAACUCAGAAUAAAAAAGAAAAAAACCUUAGUCAGUUCAAUUUUUAUUACUGUACUUUUCUGUACAUAACACUUUUUAAAAGGUAUUUUUUGCCUACGAAAGACUAUAAGUUAGGAGACGAAACGAGAUACAAAAUCGCACCCAAAGAUGUAGUACGGCAGUGGAAAAAUGAGGGCGCCCCAAAUCGUGUGUCAAAUCGUUUUAAAUUAAUUUAAAUUCAAGCAGUUCACUAAUUACUUGGAAAAAAUGCAGAAAUGUUGAGCUUUGCAUUCUCAACAGACUGAGAAAAACUGAGGACUUAAAUUUUGAUGAGAAACAUGAGAAAAAAAUUAUUUAAGAUUUAAAAUUUGCGCUCCGGCCCGUAUUUUUCAAAACGCUGCGAAUACGGUUAAAGAUACAAGAAAAACGUUCAGAAGAAAGUUGUAGAGAAUUAAAUUUCCUUUAAAAAAGUCAGCGUGACCAUAUCUUUAUCUUCAACGGUUUAGGCCCUAAAAACGUUCAAAGAUGCUCAAGCGACUGAUUUGCAUCAUUUUGCCGGUGGUCAAGUAUUGGAAAGUGAAUUUAUACCCAAACCGUUGAAGAUAGAAAUAUGGUGUCGCGGACUUUUUUGUAGCAAAUUUAAUUCUCUACAACGUCGUACCUUUCACUUUUUUGUAUCUUCAACCGUAUUCGCAGCGUUUUAAUAAAUAGGCGACGGUGCCCAAAAAUUAAUCGCUUAUUAUUGCGUUCUUUUUGCAAACGCAGCGAAUACGGUUGAAGAUACAAAAAAGUGAAAGGAACGAGGUUGUAGAGAAUUAAAUUUUCUAUAAAAAAGUCCGCGACACGAUAUGUCUAUCUUCAACGGUUUAGGUAUAAAUUAAUUUUCUAAUAUUUGACCACCGGCAAAAUGAAGGAAAUCCGACACUUGAGCGUCUUUGAAUGACUUUGGGGCCUAAAUGGUUGAAGAUAGAGAUAUGGUCUCUACAACUUUCUUCUGAACAUUUUUCUUGUAUCUGUAACCGUAUUCGCAGCGUUUUGAAAAAUAUGGGGCAGAGUGCAAAUUGGUAAAACUUUGAAAUUUUUUUAAAUAUAGUUCAAGAUAUAAUUUUUGCACUAUUUUUAUCUUCUAUUAUCGAGAAUUUGAUGCUCUAUCUGCCUGUAUUUUUUAAUUCGCCUUGUGCUAACCGUUAUUGAAUUACAACAAUUUUUAUAAAUUUAUUGCUCUGAAAACUUAGACGCCUCUGGCGACAUUAACGGAAAGCUUCAUUGGUUCAAUCAGGUCACGUGAUCGCAUUUAGCUGCGGAUUAAAUUAAUGCCGCGAAGAAUUAUAAAGCCGCCAUUUUGCAAGCGCGUAAAAGUCACCGGCUCCUGUAUCUCCUGAUAUUGUUUGUGUUUUAAAGUUCCUCUUUAAAAAUAAAUUUUAAAUGACCACGUAAGUGGUUCCUGUUGUGUAAAUAAAAACUCUGUAAAAUAAAAUCUUCCUUUAUUAUCAAUAAAUUAUGUACAUUUUGUGUAUAGAUAUUUAAAUAAAUAUUAGAAGUA